Messenger RNA from Condylura cristata (star-nosed mole), 891 nucleotides. RefSeq names its product family with sequence similarity 89, member B (gene FAM89B). Bases 1 to 381 code for a protein of 126 amino acids. Gene Ontology annotation, biological process: positive regulation of cell migration; establishment of cell polarity; negative regulation of transforming growth factor beta receptor signaling pathway. The transcript has 2 exons. Gene Ontology annotation, molecular function: transcription corepressor binding. Gene Ontology annotation, cellular component: lamellipodium; cytoplasm. NCBI's taxonomy places the organism in Eukaryota, Metazoa, Chordata, Mammalia, Eulipotyphla, Talpidae. The record is from RefSeq and is a predicted model, not a curated record.
AUGCCCCCCCUGGGCGAAUGCGACCCCCGUUUUACAGAGGAGGAUCAGGACUCGCCUAAAGAUGCACUACCCCAACCCCAGCCCACCCUCAGUCUUUUGCAGGUGGGGCUGCGGCAGCUGGACAUGUCCCUGCUCUGCCAGCUGUGGGGCCUGUAUGAGUCAAUCCAGGACUACAAGCACCUGUGCCAAGACCUGAGCCUGUGCCAGGACCUGUCGUCCUCCCUGCACUCGGACAGCUCCUACCCGCCUGACGCCGGCCUGUCCGAUGACGAGGAGCCUCCCGACGCCAGCCUGCCCCCAGACCCACCGCCCCUCACUGUGCCGCAGACGCACAAUGCCCGCGACCAGUGGCUGCAGGACGCCUUCCAGAUUAGCCUCUGAGCAGGAGGCAGGGACAUGCAUGGCCGCAGAGGCUCAGGACUUGCCCCAGCAAGGGCUCAGACGGCAGUGCCUGCUUAUCCUAUGGCAUCUCCCCGCAGAGGGGGCAAAGCCUGAGACCCCAGAGGCAAAGCUGCCAGUCCCCCUCUCCUGUCCUGGGUUAGCUGGCACUGGGUGGGACCUCAGCUACAGCCGCCGCCGGUGGGACUGCCCCGCACCCGUGUGCCCCAGGGUGGCCAGCCCUCGGUCUGGUGGCCGGGCCCAAAGCACCUUGCCUCCAGGCUUCUCACUGGGACGAGGGUCUGCUCCCACCUCCCUUUCACCUUUUGCUGCUCUUGGCAGCUGCUGCUCAGGGGCACCCACCCCAGGCCCCGGGGGUCCACUGCCCUAGACCAGGGCUCCAGAACCCAUUCAUGCGCCUACCCACGGCCGGGAGGGUCCAGGCUCCGAGCUGGAUGUUGAAGUGUAGAGGCCAGCCUCCUGGGCGCUAGAUAAAUAAAUACUAUUCAGCGA